UUGACAUAUCAGCCGCUGCUGCAGCCGGGUGCGGGCCAGCAGCCGACCGCAGGUGAGAGGAGGCGCGUCACAGAACCCCCGACAUUGCGGCACACGGCGGAAUCAUCGCCUCAGCAGCGCGUGCUCUUCUUCCUCGUGCCGGCGGAAGACUGCUUUCCCCGUCCACACUCGGCAAGUGCCUGCUUCUCCGUGAGCGGCCGACUUGUGUUUUGCCUGUGAGGCGUGAGCGGUGCCAGGACGCCGCGCCGAUCGGUGACCAUGUCGACGACCAAGAGCAAGAUUUGCUUGGCCACCUUUACGGCCAUCUGCGGCGUCGUCCUGUUGGUCGGAGUGCUGGGACACAUCUACUUCCCGACCAUCAUGCGCGGCAAGGUAGCUGAGCAACUGCAACUCAAAAACGGCUCAGAGACGCUGGAUAAAUGGAGCAACGUCAAGGUGCCAAUCUACAUGUCAUUCCACCUGUUCAACAUCACGAACCCGGAUGAGUUCGCAGCCGGCAAGAAAGCAGAGCUCAAGCAAGCGGGUCCUUACGUCUACAGAGAGUACCGGAAAAAGGAAAUCCAGGGCUUCGACAACGAGACCAACACGGUGCAGUAUUUCGACCGGAAGACAUUCGUGUUCGAGCCCUCGUUGUCAGCUGGCACAGAGGACGACGUGGUCAACAUCAUCAACGUGCCCGUAGCGGCGAUCGCCGCGCUGACUCGCAAGAAGGUUCCCGAAGUGGCCGCCCCGCUCGUCAUGCCCAUCCUGGACUCGAUGAUGCGCAAGCACAACGAGACGUUGGCCACGCGGCGCAGCGUUCGCGAGAUGCUCUUCGAAGGCUACCAGGUUGGACUGAUGCGGGACCUCAUCCGGCUGGCCAAGGCCUUCCUGCCCAAACUGGAGAACCCCCUCAAAAACAACACGUUCGGACUCUUCUUCGGGAGGAACAACAGCCAUGACGGCCUGUACUCCGUGUACACCGGUGAAGACAGUCCAACGAAGUUCGCCAAGUUGGAACAGUGGAACAACCAAAAGUCUCUCAGCUACUGGGCUGGACCCACGUGCAACAUGAUCAAUGGCACCGACGGGGGCCAAUUUGCACCGUUCCUCUCAAAGGACACCACACUGUACGUGUUCUCAACGGAUCUGUGCCGGUCCAUGUACUUCCGCUACGAGAAGGAGACCAUGGUGCACGGCAUCCGCGCCUGGCGCUUCACCAUCCCGGCGUCGCUGUUCGAGUCGGCGGACAUCCGAGAAGAGAACCGCUGCUUCUGCCUCACGACGCCCGUGUGCCCCAAGAGUGGCGUGACGCACGUGGCUGCCUGCCGCAAGGGGGCGCCUAUAGUGCUCUCCUCGCCACACUUCUACCACGGCGACGAGGAGUUUGUGAACGCCGUGCGCGGGCUCAAGCCCGUCAAGGAGAUGCACGAGACAUUCCUCGACAUACACCCGCUGACGGGUCUUGUCAUGCGGGCAUCGAAGAGGCUUCAAAUCAACGUGGAUCUCAAGGGUAACGAGCGAUUGACAUUACUCAAGAACGUGCAAGACACUAUAUUCCCAGUUGUCUGGAUUGAAGAGAGGGCCGAGCUAGCUCCUUCCAUGGCAGAAGAGUUCAAGCAGAAGGUCGAGUUUCCGAUGAAAGUGGGCAACGCAGCGACAGCGUCCGGCCUGAUUCUCGGCGGCAUUGGCUCGUGCAUAUGCGCCAUCAUGGUGUUCAUCUUUUAUAUGCAGGGCAAGUCCAGGACGGCUGGCAUCAGCUCCGAGUACACAAACGGACUGAAGAAAGUUCCGCACACGUAGCUUUUUCGCAACAUUCGACGUGCUCACGUAGCUGUGUGCGAAUCCUCACCGCAUUGCCGAACACCGUCGCCUCGUCGUCAGCUCGUUGCACCGCCACCGGAUGGACGGCCAUGAGACAUGGUCACUCGUGAGGGGACACGCUUCAUCAAGUCUGUGCGGCUGUUCCUGGUACAUAGUUCAAAACUGCGUGAAGGACGCCCAUGCCAGAGUGUACACUUAGUCAACACGUCGUACUUUUUAAGCCUGUGAGAACGUUUUUAUUUCUUUCGUGUCUGCGACAAACCAUUGCCGUCCAGCGUGCAACGUGGGAUCGAAAAACGAACGACACUCAUCACCUUCAACCAUUCAGAGCAAGACUGCUGCUUGAGUGAACCAACUCAGCGUACUGGAGUCACGCUAACGAAGCUUUGUGAAGUCCCAAAGGGCAAGGCAGAGUAUCUGAGUCUAACGGCUGCGAUCUUGCGCCCUUUCCCACCACACUCGCCGGCCCUUCACUGAGUUCACCACGGAGGCCUUAUGGCUGAGGAUGGGGACCAACACCUCGAAGUGUACAAGAUAACAGCGGUCAUCUUGCAUCGUGUAUUGUGGUGCUGCCCAAUGGCCGCUUUGUGAUCACUGCUCCCGACAGCCCUCAGCACAGUUAGAGAUGUACGAAAGGAGUGCAUCAGGCAUAUCGAGUUUGCUACACGACUCUCACCGCAGAUCACUCACACAGCCUUGCGCUGCUGAGCAGUCAGUUCUUACAUGUGUCAUUAUUUUGGUUUAUAAUGAUAGCAAUAAAGUUGUUAUUAUUUAGACUCGUUA
Rhipicephalus microplus (southern cattle tick) is the source of this 2586-nucleotide messenger RNA. RefSeq names its product lysosome membrane protein 2. Gene Ontology annotation, cellular component: membrane; cytoplasm. Gene Ontology annotation, molecular function: scavenger receptor activity. NCBI's taxonomy places the organism in Eukaryota, Metazoa, Arthropoda, Arachnida, Ixodida, Ixodidae. The record is from RefSeq and is a predicted model, not a curated record.